AACAAAAGGAAAAACAGCUGAAUGAACAGAAAUCAGCAUGCACGGUCCUCUUUGGAUGUACGAAUUGCAGCAGAAUGGAUCACACAUCUGCAGCUUGUUAGCAGCGCAUAUCUAAUGGCGGUGCCGGGAUCUGAACCCCGGAGAUUGGCAUGCCGAGCGAGCGUGCGAACGUGUUCACACUUGAGCGAUGUGAUUGGUGUGCCCGACUCAUUGAACGACGACCUAGUGACUGUUCUGGUUGUGAUGAUCAAUUGA
Molecule: messenger RNA, 255 nt
Organism: Opisthorchis viverrini
Lineage: Eukaryota; Metazoa; Platyhelminthes; Trematoda; Opisthorchiida; Opisthorchiidae
Exons: 5
Coding region: 22-255 (77 amino acids)
Source: RefSeq, a predicted model, not a curated record